AAGAGAAAAAUAUUAAUUACGAUUGUUGGAAAUUGCCGCCACUAGAUGUCACAAAAACAACCUUCUAGCCGAUAAGUUAAGACGGUGAAUCAAUGUACUUGUGACUCGUUGAAAGACGAAAAUGGCUGCUUUGAUAUCGAAAAGUAGUUUUCGAAUCGCAAAACGCCAAACGAUAUGCAUGACCAGCUUCGCGAUACACGUAUGUCGAUACUCUGAUGCUCCGAGGAUUAUAAAAAAUGAUAACCCUGCGGCCUUUAAACGGGGAACAGGGGGACGCAGCUCCUUUAAUGGUGUUGUGUGUACUGUUUUUGGUAACACAGGGUUCUUGGGUCGCUAUGUUUGCAAUAAGCUUGGUAAAACAGGCACUCAGAUGAUACUUCCAUACCGUGGGGAUCACUAUGAUUCAAUGAGGUUGAAAGUAACAGGUGACCUCGGUCAGGUGUUGUUUCAUCCUUUCCACCUUAAAGAUGACGACUCAAUCCGAAAAUGUAUAAAAUAUUCUAAUGUUGUAAUAAAUUUAAUUGGUCGAGAUUGGGAGACCAAAAACUUUUCGUUCAACGAUGUCCACGUGGAUGGUGCAAGACGCAUUGCUAGACUCGCCAAAGAGGCGGGAGUAGAAAGAUUGAUUCAUGUGUCUGCUCUAAAUGCAAACCUACAUCCAGAGCCAAUCGUGAGGAAGACUGGUUCCCAGUUCUUCAAAACUAAGGCUGAGGGUGAAAGGGCAGUCAAAGCAGAGUUUCCUGAAGUAACUAUUAUCAGACCCUCAGACAUAUAUGGAGAAGAAGAUCGAUUUUUACGAUAUUAUGCCCAUCGGAAAAGGAGUGCAUUCAAUAGACUACCUCUAUGGAAAAAAGGAGAACAUACAGAAAAACAGCCUGUUGCAGUAUCAGAUGUUGCUGCUGGAAUAGUAGCAGCAGUAAGAGACCCUGCUACCAUUGGAAAGACAUACCAAUGUGUAGGUCCAAAACGUUAUAUUCUGGCUGAUCUCGUGGAUUGGAUGCACCUCCUCAUGAGAAAAGACAAGAAUUGGGGAUAUUCUAGACGGGAUAUGCGUUACGAUCCUUAUUUCCAGGCAAAAGUUUACAUCAACGAACUUAUUAGCCCUGGCUACCCAUUCGGCUACCUACAUUGGGAGGGCAUUGAAAAGGAACACACCAGUGAUAGAGUACUAAAAAGCUUGCCUACAUUGGAGGACCUUGGAAUCGCGCUAACUGACAUGGAAGAUCAAGUUCCUUCUGUACUCAAACUCUAUCACGCAUUUGCUUACUAUCUGCCCGAGGCAGGAGAAUUGACGGAUCCGGGUUCGCCGAAAACAAUUCCACUGCGCUUUGUCAAAAAAUGAGAAAUUUUGAACUUGGUGCGUAAUAAUUGAAAAAAUAUAAAACAAAUGUAGUACCUACAUGAAAAUCUGUCAUACUUAUUUAUUACAGCGUUUUUAGAUGGCAUAUUAUAUAUGCAUUGUAAAAUGACGGUUAGUUUAAUCAAGGAGCUGUGCUGUAUGCCAAUCGAUCAUACACCUGAUAAUUUUCAAUAAAGUAACUAUAUUAUUUACUCAA
This is a messenger RNA of Athalia rosae (coleseed sawfly), 1556 nucleotides long. It is a transcript of the gene ND-39, whose product is annotated as NADH dehydrogenase [ubiquinone] 1 alpha subcomplex subunit 9, mitochondrial. Bases 122 to 1342 code for a protein of 406 amino acids. Lineage: Eukaryota; Metazoa; Arthropoda; Insecta; Hymenoptera; Athaliidae. The record is from RefSeq and is a predicted model, not a curated record. The transcript has 5 exons. Gene Ontology annotation, molecular function: protein-containing complex binding. Gene Ontology annotation, cellular component: mitochondrion.